GGUGUAAACAAGGACAAUAUCCGAGCUGGAUGUAAAAAGUGUGGAUAUCCUGGCCACCUCACAUUUGAGUGUAGAAACUUCCUUAGAGUGGACCCACAGCGAGAUAUUGUGUUAGAUGUGAGCAGCACAAGCAGUGAGGACUCUGAUGAGGAGGACGAGAUUCCAGCCCAGCCAGCACUUUCUGCAGAUAAGAAAAAGGAGGGAGAAGUGAGUAAGAAGAAGCUGAAAAAAAAAAAAAAGGAGAAAACGAAAUCUAAGAAGCCAAAGAAAAGACUCCCUUGGGGAGUAUUCAUUUGCAGCCAUCGCUGGGUAAGGAACGUAUGUGGUCCCCAAGGAGCAGUCCACAGGCCACCUACCGAGGGAUCACACAGUAACUUACAGGAGCUCUUGAGGGAGGCUAGCACACUAUCUUAUCCUGACCGGCUGAUGUCUCCAAGGGGAAUAUAUAAUUACUAA
Staurois parvus is the source of this 456-nucleotide messenger RNA. The record is from the annotation of a GenBank genome assembly. Lineage: Eukaryota; Metazoa; Chordata; Amphibia; Anura; Ranidae.